CCCGCAUCGGCAACGCGAGCGGGGAUGCGUGCGAGCGCCGGGACCCGUGCCAGCACGGCGGCGUCUGCAUCAGCACCGACGACGGACCCAUCUGCGAGUGCCGGGACGGGGACUAUGAGGGCGCCUUCUGCGAACGAGAUAAGGCACCAUCAGAAGCGACGUUUCGCGGCGCCGAGUUCCUCUCGUACGACCUCACGCAGACCGGAGGGGAGCCCAUCGUCAGCACACAGGACGCCCUGACGCUGUACUUCAAGACUCGACAGCCUAACGGAUUACUGUUCUAUACUGGUCAUGAAGCCGACUACCUCAACUUGGCAGUCCGGGAUGGUGGCGUUUCCCUCACCAUGGGGCUCGGCAAUGGCAAGCAGGAGAUGCACAUCAAACCGGCGAAAACCAGAUUUGAUGACCAUCAGUGGCAUAAGCUGACAGUCCAUAGGAGAGUGCAAGAGAUCACACCACUGACUAGCUUUUGCAGGGUAUCAGCGAUUGUAGACGACGUGUACUCCGAGCAUUCCCACGUAGCUGGCUCCUUCACCAUGCUGGCCAGCUCCAGGGCCCACGUUGGAGGCUCCCUGAAUGCUAGGGCUCUGCCUGGGGCGAGGGUCCAUACGAACUUCAUUGGCUGCUUGAAGAAGGUGGAGUUCUCAGCAGACACUCUUCGGCUGAACCUCAUCGACCUGGCCAGGACCGGCAGCAAGCUGAUCACGGUCACCGGCCGUCUGGAGUACGCCUGCACCGCCUCGGAUACGGCUGACCCUGUGACCUUCACUACCAGAGACGCACAUUUGAUCCUACCAAAAUGGGAAGCAGUGAAGACUGGGACCAUAUCGUUCAAGUUCAGAACGAACGAACCGAACGGUCUCAUACUCUUCAAUAUGGGCGCUAAACCACCAAGGGUAGGUUGCACGGCCGACCUCUUUGCUGUGGAGAUGCUAAACGGUUACAUCUACGUCCACGUGGACUUGGGAUCCGGAGGAGUGAGGGUCAGGGCCUCCAGGAGGAGGGUAGACGACUCACACUGGCACGAGUUUCUGUUGAGGCGCAGCGGGAGAGACGGGAGAGUGACUGUCGAUGGGGCUAAUGCGGAAUUCAAAACGCCUGGGGAGUCAAACCAGCUAGAACUGGACGGGCCUCUCUACGUCGGAGGUCUCGGCUCGGAGUACUCGGCCUCCAGGACUCCUGCGGCACUCUGGACGGCCGCUCUGAGGCAGGGCUUCGUGGGCUGCAUACGAGACCUGGUGCUGAACGGGAAGCCGCAAGACUUGACGGCUUAUGCGAGGCAGCAGGAUUCUGCGUCAGUCCGUCCAGCGUGCCACGUGCUGAUGAAGCAGUGCGUUAGCUCUCCGUGCCAACAUGGCGGCGUGUGUUCCGAAGGCUGGAACCGACCGCUGUGCGACUGCUCCGCUACCAACUACGGAGGACCCACUUGUGGGCGAGAAACCGCAACAAUCCACCUGAACGGCAGCCAGCACCUAACAGCGUCUUUAGGCCCUGAACACGUCACGCAGACCGAAGAGCUGAUGCUGCGCUUCAGGACCACCCGAGCUGGUCUGCUCCUGAGGACAGCUUCGGAACACUCCGCCGAUAGGAUCGAGCUGGCUGUGGCUGCGGGGAGGGUCAGAGCCAGUGUGCGGUUAGGGGAUCGGGAAAAGAAUCUCCUAGCUGGCUCCAACGUGGCGGACGACAACUGGCAUACAGUUAGGUUUUCCCGUCGGGCCUCCAACUUGAAACUUCAGGUGGACGGGGCGCAGCCAGUCCGCGCUGAAACGAUUUUAGGGAAAGCAUCGACUUUAGAGAUAUCCACAUUGCAUUUAGGAGGCUUAUUUCAUCCGGAGGAAGAAAUUCAGAUGACCUCCACAUUGCCCAACUUCGUGGGAUAUCUGCAAAAGUUUGUUUUCAACGGAAUAAAAUACAUUGAUAUGGCAAAGACCCUUGGAAUUGGCAGUGGAGAUGAGAACAACAAUAUCUAUGACACGUCCAACAUAAUUUUCACUGGAACAUUCAUGAAGCCAGACUCUUUGAACGUUUAUAAAUCUGUGACCUUCAAAUCGAAACAUACGUAUGUAGGCCUUCCUUUACUGAAGGCUUAUGGGAACACGUAUUUAGACUUCUACUUCCGAACCACUGAAAUGGAUGGACUAUUGUUCUACAAUGGAGGGAAAAAGCAAGAUUUUAUAGCCAUAGAGCUGGUCAACGGUCACAUUCACUGUGUUUUUAACCUUGGGGAUGGCGUUGUAACUAUGAAAGAUAAACUGAAGAAUUUCUUGAACGACAACAGAUGGCACACGGUAUCUGUAAGGAGACCCACACCAAAAAUACACACGUUACAAGUUGAUGAUGACUUGGAAAUGCACACUACAAGUUCAAAUUUAAUGCUUGAGUUGGAUAGCGUUCUGUUUGUUGGUGGAGUGCCUAAGGAUAUGUAUUCAUCACUGCCAGUUGGAGUUCUGUCCAGACAAGGUUUUGAAGGGUGCAUGUCCAGUUUAGAUCUACCAGGAGAGUCUCCUUCUUUGAUGGACGAUGCUGUUGUGCCGAGUUCUUCAUUAGGUUCGGGGUGUGAAGGUCCCACAAAAUGUACACACAAUGCUUGUGCUAACAAAGGAGUCUGCGUUCAGCAGUGGAAUACAUACGUCUGUGACUGUGAUCUGACGUCAUUUACUGGACCUACCUGUUAUGAUGAAUCAAUUGCCUAUGAGUUCGGCCCAGGUCGAGGUAUCAUUACAUACUCGUUCCCGUCAUCUUCUGUAGCUGAUACGGAAACUGAUAAGGUGGCUCUUGGUUUCGUCACCAGCAAGGCUGAUGCUGUGCUUCUGAGGAUCGAGUCGUCAAACACUCAGGAUUACAUGCAAAUGGAGAUCAUCCGAGGAAACCUUUUCAUGGUAUACAACGUGGGUGGUGGUGAUCACCCGCUUGGUGACGAGGCGGCCAGGGUUGACGAUGGAGCGUAUCACGUCGCUCGCUUCACGAGGAACGGCAGCCGAUCUGCUUUGCAGCUGGAUAACUACGCUGUGAAUAUUCGACAUCCACAAGGUGGCCAGCAGUCUACAAUCUUCAACAGCAUGUCUACCAUCACUGUUGGCGGAGGCGCAGGCGGGUCACGAACCUUCAGCGGCGUCAUAGCUGGGCUGGUGGUGGAUGGAGUCAGGGUGUUAGAAUUGGCUGCCGCAGGGGACCCUUCGGUGUCUGUGAGAGGAGACGCGAGGAGAGCACACACGCCGCUUGACAGAGACAUCAAUAGGAUGCAACAGACGCCCCCAUCAGGCUACGGUGGCCCUGGUGUUAUGGACGAACUAGUCUACUCCGGGGCAGGGUCGGGGUGCCGCGACGACGACGAGGACGCGUGCGUGCUGCCCGACGCCGGCUCCGGGGACGACCUCAUCACGCCGGUGUACGUGCCGUCCACCAGGCGGCCGCCGGCCAGGGUCUAUAAGGCCAAGGGUGAUACAAGCGGUAAACUGAUGAAGCCUUGUGAUGACGAAGAUUGUGCGGAGGGUUCUGGGGCGAGCGUAGACGAAGUGACAGAACCUGAACAUCCAGCUACCACAUCCGGAGCCAGCAGUACCCACAGCAUGACGUCACCCACGGCUUCAAUAUCCUCAACCGAACACGUGGACAAAUCUCUCGAGGGGUCCACUGACGGGUCCACCGAUUCCGGUCCUAGCACGAAGGCCGAUAUCCAAACCACAUUGCCUGAUCAUGACAAUAUGCAUGCGGGUACUGUGGAUACUGCCACCACGCCUGAGAGGAAGACCACGCCUACUGAUGAACACACCCACUCCAGCGGUCAUUACACCCCCACAAUGAUCGGCAAACACACCCCUGACGAGACCACGCACACAACUGAAGAAGACAACCACAUACCAGACUACGAGGACCGGCGAGGGAACGAGAUAGAAACACGGACGCCGCCUUACGAGAUAGGGAUAGGAAUGGGAGAGCAAGAGAGGCUCCCAGGCAGAGGGCAUCAGGAUUACAAUGGAUAUGAUAAGACCACGAAGUGGUACCAGCCGAAGUCGACGGACAAUAGGGUCGUACCGCCCGAGUCGGAGUUCUUCGCGACUAUUGUCGGCAUAGUAGCAUCAGUGCUGAUAGCAAUAAUACUGAUAGUGAUCAUCGUGCUCAAGUACAUAGUGUUCAAGCUGGACCCCUCGUACAAGGUCACCGAGGACAAAAGCUACCAGCAGGGCGCCAGCGCCGCGCUGCUUGGGAAUCAGGCUCACUCAAGUUACCAAAGCGGCGCAUCGAGCGCGCCCACCGGCGGCGCCGUCCGCAACCUUCAACCGCUCCCGCUCAACCGGAACGGGGCGCCGCCGCUGCCCGUGCCCACGCAGCCCGUCAAGCGCGACGGCAUCAAGGAGUGGUACGUGUAAGCCGACAGGUGCUGUGACGUGAUCCGGGACGUCAUAGAACGUGUGCUGUGACGCGAUCCGGGACGUCAUAGGACGUGUGCUGUGACGCGAUCCGGGACGUCAUAGGACGUGUGCUGUGACGCGAACCGGGACGUCAUAGGACGUGUGCUGUGACGCGAUCCGGGACGUCAUAGGACGUGUGCUGUGACGCGAUCCGGGACUUCAUAGGACGUGUGCUGUGACGCGAUCCGGGACGUCAUAGGACGUGUGCUGUGACGCGAUCCGGGACGGCAUUGACGUGACGUUGAAACAUCGCUGUAACAGUGAUGAGUGUGGCACUUGUAAAUCGACGUGA
Ostrinia furnacalis (Asian corn borer) is the source of this 4704-nucleotide messenger RNA. Its product is annotated as neurexin-1a. The transcript has 24 exons. NCBI's taxonomy places the organism in Eukaryota, Metazoa, Arthropoda, Insecta, Lepidoptera, Crambidae. The coding region runs from base 345 to 4370 and encodes 1341 amino acids. The record is from RefSeq and is a predicted model, not a curated record.